Molecule: messenger RNA, 5792 nt
Organism: Alligator mississippiensis (American alligator)
Lineage: Eukaryota; Metazoa; Chordata; Crocodylia; Alligatoridae
Gene: RAX2
Product: retina and anterior neural fold homeobox 2
Exons: 3
Coding region: 576-1262 (228 amino acids)
Biological process (GO): positive regulation of transcription by RNA polymerase II
Molecular function (GO): DNA-binding transcription factor activity, RNA polymerase II-specific; RNA polymerase II cis-regulatory region sequence-specific DNA binding
Source: RefSeq, a predicted model, not a curated record
CUUCCCGCAGCCCCGUGUCCGCGCCGCGCCGCGCCGCGCAUGGACGUGGCGGACACCCGCGCCCCCUUCUCCCGCCGCGACCGGCUCGCGCGGCCCGGCGUGGCGGUGAUUUCCACCUUGCCCACCUAACGAGACCCUCAUCACAACCUAAACUGCAUAAAAAAUUCAAAGGGAAAAUCUUCCUGAGGUUUGGAAACACUUACAAGCAUCCAGGGCCGGGCUGGGGGGCGCAGAAAAACCGCCCCCUGUUACUAGCCAGCGACGGAGUGGGAGGGCCAAGAGGGAAAGGACUGCUGUGGUUUGGGGGAGUUUGCUUCUCGUGAAAAACCCCACCGAGUUGCGGGCAGUUCACGGGCACAUAAAGGGAAGAGCACGCCGCACUUGAUGGCCCACGGUGGGCAGGUGUGAAGAAUCUGUCACUGAUCCCUGCCUUCUGCGGACUGGCCUCCCUGAUUAUUUGCGUUUUUAGAUCACCAUCUUCCAAUUUACGUCAAGUGCAACGUUGUCUUCAGCAAAGUACGAGCCUCCGGGUUUAAGUUCCCACUUGGAAAGAGCCGUACCAGAAAGAAGCCAGCAUGUUCCUAAAUAAAUGUGAGGGGGAGCUGAGUGAGCUGAGGAAGAGCGUGGACAGUGAGGGCACCACACCAGACAACACUGAAGAAGAGCAGCCCAAGAAAAAACACCGGAGGAACCGCACAACCUUCACGACGUACCAGCUGCAUGAGCUGGAGAGGGCCUUCGAGAAAUCCCACUACCCCGACGUCUACAGCCGGGAGGAGCUGGCCAUGAAGGUCAAUCUUCCAGAGGUCAGAGUGCAGGUGUGGUUUCAGAACAGAAGAGCCAAGUGGAGACGGCAGGAGAAAAUGGAAGCAAGUUCAAUGAAACUCCAUGACACCCCCAUGCUGUCCUUCAAUAGGCCCCCCAUGACCGCCAACGUUGGGCCUAUGAGCAACUCCUUACCUCUGGACCCCUGGCUGACUUCCCCUAUCUCUAGCGCUACCACGGUGCACAGCAUUCCAGGUUUCAUGGGACCUACCCAAGCCCUGCAGCCCGCCUACACUGGCCACUCCUUCCUCAACAGCCCACCACCAAUGUCUCAGACCAUGCAGCCCAUGGCACCCACCUCUUACCAGUGUGCCACCACCUUUGUGGACAAGUACCCUUUGGAAGACGUCGACCAGAGAAGCUCCAGCAUUGCAUCAUUACGGAUGAAAGCCAAGGAGCAUAUUCAGACCAUUGACAAAACCUGGCAGCCUAUUUGAUAAAUGGUCACUUCCCUUCUUCCCUGCAACUCUCCAAUCUCCUACGCCUGUCACUUUGGCUGGUCUCCAUUUUGGGUUGCACUGAAUAGAUGUUGGACACUGUGAGGCCCCAGCUGAGGAGAAGUGGGGGAAAUUGCUAGGACCCUACUAUGCAGCAGCUUGCCCAGCUGCUAACACACCUUCAAUGCCAUAGCUCAGUGCUGGGGGCAGACCCCUCCUCUCUGCCCUGCCCCAUGUUUAGGAGCCUCCUCUGGCUGAGUCAGUUGGGGUCACGAACAAAGAAGCAACCAUGGAGUCUAGGAAAAGGCCAAGACACCCAAGACCUGCACAAGAGAGAGGAGAAUUCAAGAGCAGCUACUGUGACUAUCACCUCCACAAAGCCAAGUGGACAGCACCAUGCCUGUUUGAGCUUGCAUUUUCUUUGUAGCUGCAGAGGACCCGUUCUUUGGCUGGAGCCACGACAAUUUACAAUAGCUGAGGACCUGAUCCAGAGCUUCCCUUCCCCUAGCACUUGCACCAGAACAAUUCUCCCAGGCUGCUAAUUGCCUAGUGAGAGGUGUGAGAACAGGAUUGGGCUCCAUGCAGGGGUGACAUUUGCUGGCCUUCCCAUCUGGGAGGUCCUGUGUCUCCAGAGCCCUGCCUUUCAGGGAGCCUUGGCUUCUCGCAUCAGCAAGUGGAACAAGCAGCCCUCUGUACCAAUGACUGGCAAUAGAAAUCUGCCAGGCCCCCACAGGGACUCUUGAACUCACACAAAUUGGUGAGUCCCUGGGAAUUAAACCAAGAGAUCUCUGGCAGCCUGUUGUACUCUCCCUGGACUGGAUAGACUGUGUUUUCCCUUCCCGGAUAGCUGUUCCUCAGCCCCUUUGUCUUUACGCUUACUCAUUUUUUAUAUGUUGCAGAUUUUAAAAAGAUCAAAAUGAAAUGAUCUAGUUUCCUAGAGAACAACUUUUGUUGGGGUUUUUUUACCCGUGUCAGAGAAUGAUGGUGGCUUUAUUGAGAAAUGCAAUGAAAGAUGGGUCUGUUCUGAGUCACAAGAUAACUUCUCCAAAAAAAAAAAGCACCUGUUGGGCGCAGGACCUUCCAGCGCACUCUUUUUACUGCUAAUACAGCAAUAGUAGAUGGUUUGUUAGUAAUAAUUUAAUAAGCAUAUUUUGUCUCAAAGUUCCUCGGUGCUCCUUACAGGCUGUGCUUAAUGUAGGAAUUGCUCAAUUUAACCGAUGACUAAAAUACAGAGCUCUGGUGUGGAGAACGGUCUGACAGCAGCACUACAGCAUGUUUUAAGGGAGGCAAGAGACUAAGAUUAGAGAGACAGGAUAUAUUUGCCUGAGUUGGAGUCUGCCCAGAGUGCUGGAUCUACUUUCAUUAUUCUUUUGAGAAAUAACACCUGUUUUGUUGUGGGAACUUGUUUUACUGAAGAGUGCUCCAGGUCUGUGCUCUGAAUUACAGAAAUGGGAAGACAAAGCAGUUUUGCUGGGUCUUGUCCGUAUUUUCCUAUAGGAACUUUUGCAGCGUUCCUGAACUGAAGUGUCCCUGCCCCGCACUAGCAUAAAGAAGGUGGAGUGAGUGGGGCACUUGUCUUGGCACUGAUUCACGGGUGGCAGUAGCAGCUCAUGCAGGGGCAGCAGCAGUCCAUGUAAGACUGUGGGGCUUGGCACUUGCCUCCCCACCUCCCAGGGUACCAGAGGUCCUAGUUACGUCUCUGCUGCCCCCACCCAUUCCCUUUGGAGACCGUUUCCACUGGGGCAGUUUUCCCUAAUAUUCACCUUGAUUCUUACCAAAUAUCGGUCCGUUUAUGUCUUGUAGCUGGUUCCUUCUCAUGACAUAUUGCUGGGCUCCAGGGGCCCCUGCUCCACUCUCCUCCCAGAUAGCAGUACCCAAAUGAACUGUUCCCCAGGUGACGUUGCUGGAUACCGAUGAUGUGGUUUAUGGUAGUGCCCAAUCUGAUCCUGGCUCCAUGGUACUGGGUGCUGUACAGGUACAUGACAAGGAAAUGGGCCCUGCUCUAAGGAUCUCACAAUGCAAGUAGGUAGAAAUUGGAGGAAGAAGGAUGGAGUGGCCUCUUCAGAGUCAUACAGGAAAUCUCUAGGAAAAACAGGAGGUAAACUCACAUAUUCUGAAUCUCUGGUCAGUGCCUUCACCACCAGGUGACCCUUGGUUCUGCUUAUGAGCCUCCUGUGAGUCUGUGAGAGCGUAGGACUUAAUCCAGGGUCAUGCACAAAUAGUACAGGUGUCCUGGGACUUUAGGGAGAAUGGUCUCCUUCAUUAGUUUUGCCCCCUCCUGCUUGGUGCUUUAGGCCCAAACCUUGGCAGGUUUUGAGUAGCCUUAGGUUCAGAGGCAGUUAGAUGCCUUAAAUUCCUUCGAGGAGUUGGCCUUAAUACCUAGCCUGGCUGCAAUUAGAGCGCCUGGCUGCUGAAAUGGCUAGGCCACCCCCGGGACUUAGCUAACCAACUGGAGUGGGUGCUCUGUCCCCCCAGCCUGUGGUCUGCUCCCAUCACUCCUUUUGUCUCACUCAGUUUGCAUUUUGCCCCUUAGACAGCACACGUCUCACAGGGCCAGUGAGCAGUGUCCCACGAGCCGGCUGCCUGCUGGGGAUGAAGGCUGCCAUACAGGUGUCCUGACCACUGUCCUGCUGUGCUCAUCAAUGGCAAAGCAACAAGGGGCUGGACAGCCCACCAGGCAGAGACCUCAGCCCCACGCAUGUCUCAGGAGGGGAAGGAGCGAGCUGCAAGUCAGCAGGGACUGUUCUGCAAGGAGUAGGGGGUGGGGGACACUGUAGCCUGCGGACAGGGAGCCAUAAGGACAGGGAUGGGCUCAGGGUUUGCUCGUGCCCCCGAUGUGCUGAUCUCUGCCGCUCUCAGUCCCCUCUUCUUCAUGCUUCUCAGUUCUGCCUCUCUCCAUCUGAUCUCUUUCUCAUUCACGUCUCCUCGUUUUUUGCCUUGCUCUUCCUCGUGCUCUUUCAACCCCACUCUUUGCUCCAAAGUCUUUCUUCCUUUCUUUCCUGCACCCCUUCUCCACCUCUGCCUAUUGUGUGUCAGGACUAAUUCCAUAUUCCGUGCAUGGGUGACCUGACACAAGUUUCCAGUGAAAGUCUCUCCCAGGCCCUGGGCUGGGAGCUGGUAUUGUUAUAUUUUUAACAGGCAGUGUCAUGUCCCUUUUGCUUGUCAAGGGGAAUCUGGUCUCCAAUCACUCUGGAGCGGUGCGGGGGGCUCCGCCUGGGGGCUGUGCCUUUCCUAAUUGCUCUCAAGCAGUGACUGCAAGGCCACAUGUUGGACACACAAAGCUGCAGUAAUUACAUAGUUGAGAAUGUGAAUUUCAAAGGAACACAGAUGGAGCUGCAAGGAACGGCAGCCGCCUUCCCAGAGCUCCACAAUUGGGGCCAGGGAGGAGGAGGAGGAGGGUGCCCAGCGGUCUGGGCUGGCCGCAGGAGGCUGGGUGAGGGCCAUCCCCAUUGUUUCCCUGCCAGGUUGGUGUGAUCUGAGGCGUAUUUUCCAGAUCAUUUAUGAUUUCCAAGGGCUCUACCCCCCUGCCACAUGGCAGCUGAGUAGGAGCAGGGUGGGGAGUGAAGUAGCAACAGCAGAUGCUGCACAGAGCAGACAGGAAGACCCCUAAGGCUGCUAACAGUCUUCCAAGGAGGCCUUGCCUUGCCACCCUGCCUCCCUCUGGCACAGACCCAGCAUUCCCAGAUGAAGGGCUGGCUCCAUCUCCGUGUAGAUGCUCAGUCCAAGGCGGGUUGUAGUCUUGAGGAGCCUUUCCCCCUCAACCCCACAGGGUCCGGCUGCUACAGAGGUCCCACCUCCUCCAGGGGUGUUGGGAUGGAGUCUUACAAAUGCUAAUCCCAGUGCCUAGAAACCUCACCCAUGGGGACUGAGCUAGGGAGAGCCCCAGGGUCGAUCUACAACCAGCAGCCCCAGGACAGAAGCAUCUCUGUAUUCAAGAGAGCCGAGCCCUGUCUCCUCCCUGCCAUGAAGAUGGUAUGAGCAAUAGGGCUGACCCAGGCUAACGCUUAUACAGGCAACAGCUGCCUCAAUGGAGCUGCAGAGAGGGCAAAAUAACAGGCCACUCUCCCCUGUGCCUGUCACAUAGGGUGGCAAGACAGACGUGUAGUGUAGGGGGUAAGGCCAGGAGCAGCCUGUCAAAGCAUGUUACCUAGAGCUGCCAGCAUGGCACAGCUCCCCUCUGUCCCAUCAUGGGAGAAAGGCAGAGUCAGACCCUUUUCAGAUAGAUAGCGCUGGACCUAGGGCCACCAUUUGGAGUCUGCUGGACCCUGACAUAGGCCAUUAACACCCCUGCUCCCAAGUGCCCUUUUCAGCCAUUUCCCCAUCUCAUUUCUCCGCAUGGUCUCUGCUUCUCCAGACUGCGUAUUUACUAUUUGCAUGUGUUACACGAGCGCCCAGAAGUCCCAAGUAGCAUUAGGCUGCAAAGCCAGAUGUGUCAGUCAAGUGCAGACCUCCGACCGAGAGGAUCCUAAGCUGUGUGAAUAACUGAUGGGCAUAGGGAGGAGGUUGCUGACUGAAUUGCAAAAAUGUGAU